AUGUUUGAUAAUGGUUCAUUUUUACGUCGUCGUAAACGUUUUAAACGUUUAAAUCAUCAUCAUCAUCAUCAUCAUCAUUCAGCAUGUUUUCAUCAUGGACCUAUGGUGUCAUCAACAGGAGCACCACCACCACCAUCAUUUCCUCCAAUGCCAUUUCCAUUUGUUCCAACAUCAUCAUCAAUAAAACGAUGUUUUCCAUUAUUACCACCACCAUUACCAAUAUUACCUCCACCUCCGCCAACAAUACCAAUUAUACAUCAUAAUCAAAAAUCAAAAACUUCAUUUACAAUUGAUAAUCUUAUUGGAAAUACUAAAACAUCAUCAUCAACAACAACAAAUGUUAAUUCUGUAUUAACGAUAACUAAUCGAGAAACAUUUCGUGUAUGA
Messenger RNA from Rotaria sordida, 387 nucleotides. The record is from the annotation of a GenBank genome assembly. NCBI's taxonomy places the organism in Eukaryota, Metazoa, Rotifera, Eurotatoria, Philodinida, Philodinidae.